AGUACGGGCGUUUCGAGGCCAAAAUCCACGACCUUCGGGAGCAGCUCCUGAGCAGCAGCCUCGGCUCCGGCAGCGCCUCCCUCCGCAGCGACCCCAAACGAGGCUUCUACGUCCGGGCCCUGUUUGACUACGACAAAGCCAAGGACGUCGGCUUCCUGAGCCAGGCCCUGAGCUUCCGUUUCGGGGACGUUCUGCACGUCCUGGACGCCUCCGACGAGGAGUGGUGGCAGGCCAGGCUGGUGCUGCCCCCCCAGCAGCCCCCCGACAUCGGCUUCGUGCCCAGCAAGCGCCGGGUGGAGCGCCGGGAGUGGACGCGGCUCAAGGCCAAGGAUCGGGGGCCGGGAGGUCAAGGCCGCGAGGACGCCGUGCUGAGCUACGAGACCGUGACGCAGAUGGAAG
This is a messenger RNA of Pseudopodoces humilis (Tibetan ground-tit), 399 nucleotides long. The record is from RefSeq and is a predicted model, not a curated record. Lineage: Eukaryota; Metazoa; Chordata; Aves; Passeriformes; Paridae.